CGAUUGACUGUAGAGAAGAUAAACUUAGGAAAAUAAACAAAUUCCAAACACCAUGGCGGAAAUUGACCCCAUAAUCAUCGGGAAAAUCAACUACUACUGCAGAGAGCAGUAUUUUUGUCACAUGGAAAAUGCUGCAACUGAAGGACUUCAAAAAUACAGCAAUGAUGUUGUUCUUAAAUUUUUUAGGGCCUACUCUUACAUUUUACAAGGCCGUACUCAGGAAGGCAUGCGUGAGCUUGAUGUUCUGAAAGACAAACGUGAUGUUAAUCUUUGUUCUACCAUGGCACUAAUGCUGGGUCACAAACAAACUCAGAAUGUUGAUAGGGAAGCACUGCAAGAUCUUGAUGCAAAGUUGAAAGAGGAAAGGAAACAAGCAGGAGAAUUGGGACUGUACUAUGCUGCAUGGUUUUUGUUUCACAGUAGAAAGUUUGACAAGGCCCGCGAGUAUAUUGACAGAAUGCUCAAAAUGAAUACAACAAAAGAUGGUUUGGUGAUGAAAGGCUGGGUUGAACUUAACAGUGGACGAGACCCGAAAAAAGCCAUAAAGUAUUUUGAUGAUGCAAUAGCUAAUGAAGGAGCCAGAGACAUUGAUGCCCUGUUUGGAAAAGCCAAAUAUUUUGAGGUACGUCAUAACUAUACAGGAGCACUGGAACUGGUGAAUCAAGUGAUUGUAGGGUAUCCUGCCUUCAUUCCCGCACUUGUGGAAAAGAUGAAGCUGCAACUAGCACUCCAGGACUGGGAUCAGACUGUAGAAACAGCACAGAGAGCCCUUGGUCAGGACAUGCACUGUUUGGAAGCUCUUAGGUACCAGACCCUUUAUUUGUUGUGUCGAGAAGGAAAUUAUUCUGAGGCUUCAACGAAACUUGGUGACAUAAUCACAACAUUGGACAGAUCAGAACCAAGGAGUGCAAAUCUCUAUCACAGUAUGGCACAGACUUUCUGUAGAAUAUGUGGGAGGAACCAGCUGGUCUUACAGCAAACUUACACAUUAAUGGAGCGAUGUGUCCAACAGAGUCCGGACACAGCUGACUAUGUCAACGAGCUUGGCUUCCAACUACUGCUGCAGGGCAAGGUAAAGGAUGCCAUGAGAUGUUACAGGAAUGCCAUGAAAAUGGAUGAAACUAGUGUGGCUGCUCUCACAGGAAUCAUUCGAUGUCAGCUUCUUGAAGAUCAGUUGGAUGAAGCAGCUCAACAGCUAGAGUUCCUCAAUGAGAUUCAGCAGAGCAUUGGCAAGUCAGCUGAGCUGUCAUAUUUGAGUGGACUGUUAGCAAUUAAGCGUCGCCAGGGACCAGAGAAAGCUAUUGAACUGCUUAACUCUGCCAUUGAAGUCCACUUUCAGGGACUGAAGGGAUUCCCUCUUGGAAACCAUUAUUAUCUGCUGUUAAAUCCUGAUUUCCUACUUCAAAUCAUCAAGGACUACCUCCAGUUUGCUCCCCAAACGCCACCUCAGACUGGUCAAGCAGUGAGUCCUAUACUAAAACGUUGCAACCAAGUGUUGGACCCGCUAGCCAGAGCAGUGCCUGGUUUACUAGAGGCUCUCUACUAUUUAGGCAGGAUCAAGUUUCUCCAAGGUGAUAUUGAUGGAGCCCAGGGCACGUUGAACCACUGUUUGGAAGUAGACACCACCUUCUCUGAUGCACACAUUCUCAUGGCACAGAUUCACCUUCAUCAAAGCAACUUCAAGUUGGCUAACCAAUCACUUGAAGUAGGACUCAGCUAUAACUUUGAGGUACGAGACUCUCCACUGUACCAUCUCAUCAAGGCUCGCAUUCUCAAGAAACAAGGAGAACAUGCUGAGGCUGUUAAGACACUACAGAUGGCCAUGACUUUACCAGGAGUCAAAACUAUGGGUAGAGGAAAUGUUCCCAAGAAAGGUAAAGCCACAGCGAUCAGUGUCAAUGACAGAGUUUCUGUGUUCUUAGAGCUGGCAGAAGCUCAUCGGCUACUAGGAGAACAGCAUGAGGCCGCCAAAGUCAUGCAGGAUGCUAUCAAUGAAUUCAAUAACACACCGGAGGAAGUACGGAUAACUAUAGCCAAUGCUGACCUGUCAUUAGCCCGUGGUGAUGUUGAAAUGGCACUCGGCAUGCUCAGAAAUGUGUCUUCAGAUCAACCCUAUUACGUCCAGGCUCGUGAAAAGAUGGCAGACAUCUACCUGGUUCACAGAAAAGACAAGCGUCUGUAUGCUAGCUGUUACAGAGAACUGAUGGACAAGCACCCUAGUCCUCACACCUGCCUGUUGCUAGGUGAUGCCUAUAUGAGCAUUCAGGAGCCAGAAAAAGCCAUAGAGGUAUAUGAGUCAGCUCUGAAGAAAAAUCCACGUGAUGCACAGUUAGCCAGUAAGAUAGGACAGGCACUUGUCAAGACCCAUAACUACGGAAAGGCUAUCAACUACUAUGAGGCUGCCCUGAAGAGUGGAGGACAGGCCUUCCUCAGACAUGACCUGGCUGAGUUGUUACUGAAAUUAAGACAGUAUGACAAGGCUGAGAAAGUUCUCACAGCAGCCUUACAACAGGACACAGGUGGUGAUAUUGACCUGAUGAUGGAGCACACUAAGUACAUGGUUUUGCUGGCUAAGGUGUAUCAAAAGGUGGACAGGCUGGAGGAGGCGAUGGACUCGCUGACCAAGGCCCGCGACAUGCAAGCAAGAGUUCUAAAGAGAGUACAGGUGGAGCAGCCAGACACGGUACAAGCACAGAAACAGCUGGCGUCAGAUAUCUGUGUACAGAUGGCUGAGCAGACCACACAACAGCGUGACUAUGACAAAGCCAUCAAAUUCUAUAAGGAAGCGCUCGUCUACAAUGAUAAUGACAGCAAGGUGAUGCUGGAUGUAGCUGGACUUUACUUAACCACAGAAGACCUUGACUCAUGCCAACAUCAACUCAUGACACUCCUCAAAAACGAAAAAGAAAAUGAUGCAGCAACAAUAAUGCUGGCUGACCUGAUGUUUAGGAAGAAUGAAUAUGACUCAGCCAUGUACCAUUUCCAGCAACUUCUCACACUUAAGCCAGACCACUAUGAAGCACUUUCCAGACAAAUUGACCUGAUGAGAAGAAAUGGUAAAUUAGAUGAGGUACCAAAGUUUCUAGAGCAGGCUGAGAACGCAUCGGCUAGAGCCACUAUGGAUGCUGGUUAUAACUAUUGUAAAGGACUGUAUGAAUGGUAUACAGGAAACCCCACUGCAGCCCUCAAAUACUUCAAUAAAUCAAGGAAGGACUCAGAUUGGGGAAAUCUCUCUAUGUACAACAUGAUAGAGAUCUGCUUGAAUCCAGACAAUGAUACAGUUGGUGGAGAGGUGUUUGAAACCAUGGAAGGUGACUCUGCAGGGUCUAAUGACAAAGCUGACAGUGAACAAAUGGCAGUACGUACAGCAGAGAAACUCCUCAAGGAAUUAAAACCUAAGCCCGGAGACAUUCGUCCCAAACUCCUGGAGAACAUGACACUGAUUGCCACCAAACAAAAGGCCAAUGUAGAAAAAGCCCUGAAUGCUUUCCUGGAGAUCUCCACAAAUGAGCGAGACCAUGUUGGUGCUCUGUAUGGUAUGGCCGCUGCCUACAUGGUACUGAAGCAGACUCCUCGUGCCAGAAACCAACUCAAACGCAUCACAAAAAAUAACUGGACAAUGCAGGAUGCAGAAGAUCUUGAGAAGAGCUGGUUAUUGCUUGCUGAUAUCUAUAUACAGUCUGCAAAAUAUGACAUGGCUACUGAUCUGCUGAAGAGAUGUAUAUCACACAAUAAGUCCUGCUGUAAGGCACACGAGUAUAUGGGCUACAUCAUGGAAAAGGAACAGUCAUACAAAGACGCAUCUUCUAAUUAUGAAUUGGCUUGGAAAUACGGCAACAAAAACAACCCUGUCAUUGGUUUCAAGCUUGCUUUUAAUUACAUGAAAGCCAAAAGAUUUGUGGAUGCUGUUGACAUUUGCCAUUAUGUGUUAGAUGGCCAUCCAAACUAUCCAAAGAUAAGGAAAGAAAUCCUGGAGAAGGCACGAGCUAGUUUACGAGUGUGACAUAACUGACUGUUUAGAGACUAUUUGUCAUCUGAUCUGAACUUUGUGACAGACACAAAGUAUAUCGGUGACUCUUAUUUAAACGACUUCAGUGGCCUUUAGAAUAAUGCACACUGCCAUUAUUUGUGACCAUACCAUAUCAAAUUUGUGGACAAAAUAAUCGUAUUGUUUUUAUAGCAGUUCAGACUGUAGUCUAUACUUGAAUGGAUGAGCAUGUUACGUGUGGAGCACAGUAUUGAAGAUGUUGAAGAUGUUGGUGUUCAAACAGUACAAUCUUUUCCUACAAGCCACAUCAUCCUAGUCAUUUUCAACAUACUAAGAAUGUAUAUGCAAUGUAUUUAGUAUUUUGUGAUGUAUAUUCAAACUUGAUUGAGCACUGUUUUGUAUUCUGGAUAUUGAAUUUGCGGAAUCUGAAUACCUGUAUCAGUCUAAAGACGAGCCAAGCUCCGAAAAAUGACCAAAAAAUUUGAAACUUAUAAGUUAAUAUUUAUUGAAUCCACAGUUUACUGUAUAAAAUUCCCAGUGGUUUACAUUGGAAGUCAUCUGUAUUGGGCUCAAGAUCACUCAGUGUUGAGUACCUGUUACUAUUGCAGGAUCUAACAAAAAUCAACACUAAUUUUUAUCGUAAAACUAAUUCUAUAUAAAAUAUUUGAAAUUGUAUUUCAGUAGAGAAAUAUUGAGAUCUGUAUGUCACAAAGAUUUCUGAAAAAAGAUAUAGAUUUUGUUCAUUAUAGAAAGUAAUGAGAAUGUUACCAGGUGAUUGUACAUACAAACAAUGUCAUACAUAGAUAAAAGAGUAAGGAAUUUUUUUUUCUUAUCUUUAUAGAGCUUAGAGGUCAAAUGAUCUAUUUGAUAAUAUUUAUAAAUGGUUGUUGUGAUUGUUAAACCAUUGUAAAUCUUUAUUCCGUCCAUACACAUAAACAUUCCACAGAU
Ylistrum balloti is the source of this 4936-nucleotide messenger RNA. Its product is annotated as tetratricopeptide repeat protein 21B-like. NCBI's taxonomy places the organism in Eukaryota, Metazoa, Mollusca, Bivalvia, Pectinida, Pectinidae. The record is from RefSeq and is a predicted model, not a curated record. The transcript has 38 exons. Gene Ontology annotation, molecular function: protein binding. Gene Ontology annotation, cellular component: intraciliary transport particle A. Bases 53 to 4003 code for a protein of 1316 amino acids. Gene Ontology annotation, biological process: protein localization to cilium; intraciliary retrograde transport.